AAAUAGCUUGGUAAACAUGGCAGCCCACACAGCUACAUGAAACUGACUGACAACCCGAAAAAUUGAGGAUGACUGAUAUUUUGCUGGAUGGUUAGCUGAUGACAGGCUUGAUUACAGAACUGAAACAUCCUGCAGACCUGGUUUUGACAUUUCAUUUGUUCUAGGUACCUUUAUGAUACCUGUAGGUAUCACUUGACCAGUAGUAACCAGCCUUCAUCAUGCCGCCAGCAAGAGGGGUCAAGAAACCGAAGGAGGACAAGAGUGACCAUAGGAUCCUUGCCAAUCGCUAUCGAGUAGAGAAGAAACUUGGUAGUGGUAACUUUGGCACAGCGUUCCUGGUGUUUGACAUGAAGGCCAAUCCUGACAAAGGCGAAGAAGAAUGGAAAGUAUUAAAAGAGAUCUCCUGUGGAGACUUGGCACCAGAUGAAACGGUAGACGCCAUGCACGAAGCCAAGCUCCUCUCCAAGCUCCAUCAUCCAAACAUUGUCAAAUUCUACGAUAGCUUCCUUGAUGGAGAGUUCUUCUGUAUUAUCACAGAAUACUGUGAGGGAGGAGACUUGGAUGAUAAGAUUACAGCAUGGAAGAAAGCAGGGAAGAAAUUUGAUCAGAAUGUCAUCAUGGAUUGGUUUGUUCAGCUAGCUUUAGCUGUACAACACAUGCAUAAAAGGAGAGUACUACAUAGAGAUCUGAAGACCAGAAACAUCUUCCUGAAGAAGAACAUGAUCAAGAUUGGUGACUUUGGAAUCUCAAGGGUGCUGAUGGGGACCACCGACAUGGCCAGCACAUUCACUGGGACGCCUUACUACAUGAGCCCAGAGGUUCUCAAGCACGAGGGAUACAACAGCAAAUCUGACGUCUGGUAA
This is a messenger RNA of Strongylocentrotus purpuratus (purple sea urchin), 863 nucleotides long. Its product is annotated as serine/threonine-protein kinase Nek11-like. The transcript is spliced from 5 exons. NCBI's taxonomy places the organism in Eukaryota, Metazoa, Echinodermata, Echinoidea, Camarodonta, Strongylocentrotidae. Gene Ontology annotation, molecular function: protein kinase activity; ATP binding. Gene Ontology annotation, biological process: protein phosphorylation. The record is from RefSeq and is a predicted model, not a curated record. Bases 219 to 863 code for a protein of 214 amino acids.